Molecule: messenger RNA, 2529 nt
Organism: Puntigrus tetrazona (Sumatra barb)
Lineage: Eukaryota; Metazoa; Chordata; Actinopteri; Cypriniformes; Cyprinidae
Product: extracellular calcium-sensing receptor-like
Biological process (GO): G protein-coupled receptor signaling pathway
Cellular component (GO): membrane
Molecular function (GO): G protein-coupled receptor activity
Source: RefSeq, a predicted model, not a curated record
UCAAUCUUUGGGAUGUUCCUCUACCUUUAUACAUUCUUGUUUUUCUAUCAGCUUCAUACCAAGGCAGGAAACACUCUUUGCCGAAUAAUGGGAGAUCCACAGUAUCCGCUGCUUUCUAAGGAUGGAGACAUAACAAUUGGAGGCCUCUUUCCAGUCCACAGCAUAGAAUCAUUACCUUCAUUUGAGUUUACAAAGAAACCUCAGCUUAUAUCAUGCUCCAGUGUGUAUCUGAGAGAUUUUCGACUGGCACAAAUCAUGAUAUUUGCCAUUGAGGAGAUUAACAGAAGUGAAAGCUUGCUCCCAAAUGUCUCUGUUGGCUAUAGAAUCUAUGAUACCUGUGGAUCAAGACUGUCUACUAUGAGUGCAACUAUGGGACUGAUGAAUGGUCAGGAGUUUGGUGCAGGAUACAGAUGCAGUGGCCAGUCUCCUUUACAUGCUAUAAUAGGCGAAUCAGAGUCUUCUCCAACAGUGAUUCUGUCCAGAACUACGGGACCUUUUAAAAUUCCAGUGAUAAGUCACUCAGCCUCAUGUGACUGUCUCAGUAAUAGGAAAGAUUACCCUUCAGUCUUCAGGACAAUGGCUAGUGAUUACCACCAGAGCAGAGCACUGGCAUCCAUAGUCAAGGACUUAGGAUGGUCUUGGGUUGGAGCUGUAAACAGUGACAAUGAAUAUGGAAACUAUGGAAUGGCAAUAUUUUUGAAAAUAGCCCAGGAGAAGGGGAUUUGUGUAGAGUACUCUGUCAAAUUCUACCGAACAGAGCCAGAAAAACUCCAGAAAGUGGUAGACACAAUAAAAAAAAGCACAGCAAAAGUUAUUAUUGCAUUUACUUCACUUCCUGAGAUGGGCUUACUUACUGAACAGUUAAGUAUUCAGAACAUUACAGGCUUCCAAAUGAUUGGAGUGAAGUCAUGGAUAACUGUAAACAGUCUGAUUACUCCAAACAUUUUUCGGGUGCUUGGAGGGUCACUUGGGUUUGCAGUGAGAAAAAUCAACAUUGAAGGUUUUGCAGAUUAUGUUUUAAAGGAAUUCUGGAACACAGCUUUUCCAUGUUCACAAAAUGAGGGGAAUUAUUCUCAAUAUUCAUUAGACUGCAGUAGAUAUAAGGAACUACUUUCAUUAAAAAAUUACAACAAAGAUGUGCCUGAACAAAGAUAUGCAAGCUACGUCUACAAAGCAGUUUAUGCUGUGGCUCAUUCACUGCACGGUCUACUCAAGUGCACAGAAAAAGAAGGUUGUGAGGAAGGCCGGACAAUACAACCACAGCAGAUUGUUGACACUCUAAAAAAGGUAAAUUUCACCAUAAAAACAGGAGAUUAUGUGUGGUUUGACAACACUGGAGGUGCAGUAGCCCAAUAUGACAUUAUUAACUGGCAAAAGGACUCAGAUGGUGCAAUACACUUUAAAUCAGUGGGAUACUAUGAUGCCUCGCUGCCCCCUCAUCAACGCUUAGUGCUUAAUACUAAAAACAUAAUCUGGAGUGGAGGACAGCUGGAGAAACCAAGGUCUGUGUGCAGUGAAAGCUGUCCUCCAGGAACUAGGAAGGCUGCAAAAAAAGGAAGACCUAUCUGCUGUUUUGACUGUAUUCCAUGUGCAGAAGGAGAAAUCAGUAAUGAGACAGAUUCAAAUAACUGCAAGCAGUGUCCAGAAGAAUUUUGGUCUAAUGCUGAGAAAAAUAAAUGUGUGUUAAAGGCUGUAGAGUUUCUGUCUUUCUCAGAAGUUAUGGGUAUAGUUUUAGUUUUUUUUCUCACUGUUCGGACAGGAUUAACUGUGCUGGUGGCCAUCCUCUUUUACGAGAAGAAGAACACCCCCAUAAUAAAAGCCAACAACUCAGAGCUUAGUUUUCUGCUGCUCUUCUCAUUAACUUUGUGUUUCCUCUGUUCACUCACCUUCAUUGGUCGACCCACUGAAUGGUCCUGUAUGUUACGUCACUCAGUGUUUGGGAUUACUUUUGUUCUCUGUAUCUCCUGUGUUCUGGGAAAAACAAUAGUAGUGUUGAUGGCCUUUAAGGCUACACUUCCAGGAAGUGAUGUCAUGAAAUGGUUUGGACCUGCACAACAACGACUCUGUGUUCUUUCCUUUACUCUUGUACAGGUUCUUGUAUGUGUGCUUUGGCUAACAAUAUCUCCUCCAUUUGCUCACAAAAAUAUGACAUAUUAUAAGGAAAAGAUCAUUCUUGAGUGCAGUCUGGGUUCUACCAUAGGUUUCUGGGCUGUGCUCAGUUAUAUUGGACUAUUAGCUAUAUUUUGCUUCAUUCUGGCUUUUCUGGCUCGCACACUGCCUGAUAACUUCAAUGAAGCAAAAUUCAUCACAUUCAGUAUGCUCAUAUUUUGUGCUGUAUGGCUCACCUUUAUCCCAGCUUAUGUCAGUUCUCCUGGAAAAUAUACUGUAGCUGUGGAGAUAUUUGAUUUAGCCUCAAGCUUUGGCUUACUAUUCUGUAUUUUUACACCUAAAUGUUAUAUCAUCCUGUUCAAGCCUGAACAAAAUACAAAGCAAAAUAUGAUGGGAAAAACAAUGUCUAAGUCCGGGUAA